CAGGACUAGGCAAAGAAUGUGUCUGUCUAGGCCACCAACAAGCUUAUGGGGGUACCUAUCGUCGAGCCCGACAAGGGCACGUAUAACACGCUCUGGGCCAUGGGGGUCGCCAGGGAGACUCUUGUCUCGGGCGGGUAUUACAAGCCUGUAGGGGUGCUGAGCAAGACUGAUGCCACCGCUGAGAGUGGACGGGGGGUGUUUUAAUAGUUAAAUAUAUAAUGCC
Molecule: messenger RNA, 223 nt
Organism: Penicilliopsis zonata CBS 506.65
Lineage: Eukaryota; Fungi; Ascomycota; Eurotiomycetes; Eurotiales; Aspergillaceae
Exons: 1
Coding region: 46-204 (52 amino acids)
Source: RefSeq, a predicted model, not a curated record